Spodoptera exigua (beet armyworm) is the source of this 1400-nucleotide messenger RNA. NCBI's taxonomy places the organism in Eukaryota, Metazoa, Arthropoda, Insecta, Lepidoptera, Noctuidae. The record is from the annotation of a GenBank genome assembly.
UUUAAUCAUGCCAUUACUCGACUAAUAAACCAUAGACAAAUAUUUGAAGAGUGACUGCUGUCAAAAUAGAUUUUAGUUUUAUUGCAACUGGUAAUGGUUGCAGAAUUGUCUGUCACUUUUUAUUGUCCUUUUUGUGAGGAGAACAUGGAUAUUUUCAGUUUCGUAGUAUAAUACUAAUAAUGGCAUCAUCUGUGCAAAACAAUCGAGUAUCAUCUCCUGGAUAUUGUGUGUGUUGUAGAACGUGCAAUAUGUGGUGUUGGAGAGCUUUUAAAUGGCUCCCUGUAUUGUUAAUAGUGUCCAUUAUAACUUGGUCUUAUUAUGCCUACGUUAUCCAAUUGUGCAUUUUUACCAUUGAGAGUACGGUCCAACAGUGUAUCUAUUUGGUGUUAUAUCAUAUUCUACUGAUUAUGUUCGCGUGGUCGUAUUGGCGGACUAUUUUUGCGGAAAUCAAACCCAUUCCCGAGAAGUUUAAAUUACCGGAGGCUGAAUUAGAAAAAUUAUUGAGCGCAGAAACCGAAGAUGCGCAACGAUCUAUAUUGGAUAACUAUGCCAAAGACCUCCCCAUAGUUACCAGAACAAUGUCCGGGUCGGUUCGCUACUGCAAUCGGUGCGUUCUGAUCAAGCCGGACCGCGCGCACCACUGCAGCAUAUGCGCCCGCUGCGUCCUCAAAAUGGACCACCACUGUCCGUGGGUCAACAACUGCGUCUGCUUCUUCAACUACAAGUUUUUCAUGCUCUUCCUCGGCUAUGCUCUCUUAUACUGUAUGUUCAUCAUGGCCACGUGUCUACCUUACUUCAUUAAAUUCUGGAAGGGUGACUUCGGCGCGGCGGCCAGUGCGGGGCGAUACCACAUUGUAUUCGCUUUCUUCGUCGCCCUGAUGUUCGCCAUAUCGUUGGGAUCACUCUUCGGAUACCAUUGUUACCUCGUUAUCAAUAAUAGGACUACUCUAGAGGCGUUUAGGGCGCCUAUGUUCCGAGGAGGCGCCGACAAAAACGGUUUCUCUAUAGGAGCCUUUAAUAACUUCAAAGAGGUCUUCGGCAACAGCCCUAACCUCUGGCUGGUACCAGUCUUCACAAGCUUCGGGGACGGCAUCGUGUAUCCUGUACCUAAUCAAGAGGAAGAAUCGGAGUCUCUGCUGAGUUCGGAGCGAUGGGAGCGGUGGGGCGAGAGGGCGCGGCCCUUCGACGAGCGAGAGAGCUCAUCCUUCGACGAACUAUGAGUUUAGGCUGUUGUAACGGCCGCCUAGCGUGCAGGCUUGAGGUAUACAAAAUGACCGGUGAAAUCUUAGCUGCUAAUAUUUUUAAUACUUGACACGAAACUUUAACUCCCUUCCAAUAUCUUUUCUCAAAGGUAUUGCAGUUAGCCCACUCAAUAUUACACGUUAUGAAGUACAUUAUAA